AGGAAAUAAUGAAGUACAUUAAUAAUAUAUUUAUUGUGGUUUAAUAAGAAGUUUAUUAUAUAUUUAGAUAGACUAACCUAUUUCUCUAAGGAUUCUAAGAAUCAUUCUAGUGAUGACACGUGACUACAAAAAAAUGUUGCAAUACUUCUCAAAUAAUAUAUAGGGGAUUACAAAAAGAAAUCACAUAUUUGUCCGUUUUGUGCUAGCCGGUUCAAGGUUUUCCGUAACUCAAAGUUGUAUACCCUUUAAUAGAAAAAACGUAUAUAUAAAAAUGUUUAAGAGUUUAUAUAUGAAAUUUAUAAAAAAUAGUUCGAAAAAAAAUAUAUCUAAAACCUAUUCUGCCAAAAACAAUUUCAGCUUUUGACCCACGAAACACGUUUGUCUCUGGAAAAAAAAUAUUUAUUCUAAAAACAAUAUUUAAAAAUGGACCUCCUAUCUUGAGAAACAAGGGAGUUACCCAUGAUUUUAGACACUGGAUACUCUAUGCGGAUCAUGUGGUUUUACUGUAGCUACACCAAUCUCUUUUUAGUCCAAGCUGAUUUUUUAUAUAUUUAAAAUAGUAUAUGUCAUGUCCUAAAACCCUGUUAAAAAAUGCGGCUGUCUACACGUUGUUCGGAGGUUGACUGCGGCGAAUAUGCCCAAAUCGGUGUAGCCAGGCGUUGAUCUGCGUAAGACCGCUUAGUUUCCGUUGACCGCCUAAUUCCCGCAUUGUCUGCUUAAGUUUUUUUCGUCCAUGUAAAGUUAAAACACAGUUGAUUAUUUUUUACUCAUUAUUGACAGAUUUUGUGUAAUUAUUCUUUACUAAAUAACUACAAUUAGCUAUCAAACUUAAAACAAACACAUACAUACUGCAUUUAGGGAAUUUUUCGUACCAAACACACCAUUUACGAAUCAAAAAGAGAUUGUUUAAAAUUAUAUAUAAAAAGUUAUAUGAUUAUGUCUAAGAACUUGUGUCAUCAUAUUUAAAAAUAGCUAAAUAUAUUAUAAAUAUAUUAAAUUGUAUUUAAAACUAGGCUCCGGAUAAUUUUCAAGUACUCCAUGAUUUUUCGGUAACUCGCUAAGUCCAGAAUUACCGACUGACUAGCGUCUAACAUAGUUCCGAACAUGGCUUAAAACUAAAAAUAACAUUAGACUUAGAUAAAUAAGCUUAGAUGGACAGUAUAAUUUGUUGAAUUUAUUAACCAAUAUACCAAACGACCACAACUUAACUAUGUAGAAUGUAGAUUGUGUAGUAUUUUCAUUGAAACUGAAUAAACCCUAUAUGCUGGUAGUAUUGUUAUUUGGUGGUGAUUAAUUUGAGGAGGAAAAGCCCAAUACGGUGAAGCUAUUAGGGUUUGAGUUUCGGUCACUAUAAUAUUUUGGCAUCGUUAGAGACAGAGGACCGACACGUGGCAACACGUGAUUAGUUUGGAUCACUUCUCUCGGACCAAUAUACUCUUGUAUAAUUCAAAAAAAAAAAAAAUCUUUAUCGUCACAAUAUAGUAGUCAUUAGAGAAAAACGAACGUCUCGCUAAAUAAUUCUAGAAUAAUGUCAUAUGCCGGGAGUAAGGAGCGUUGUCAAAAUCCUAUCACUGCUUUGGAUAUAAGUUUGCUGUUAGUGUGGAACACCUUCUUCUUUAUAAUCACUUUCGUCUUUUGGAUGCACGUUGUGGUGAGUCGCCUGCUUUUUCAUCGACUUCUCCUUCGCCUUGCACAUCGAAAAUCAAGAGCUACUACCACUAAAGUGUCAAAAUCUUGGGUUCUGUGAUUUUGGGGUUAAUAGGUCAGGAAUUUUAUGCUUUCUAAUUUAGUGUUUUUCUUGAUUCAUUCUGGUCGGGUCAUGUAGGUGUAAUCAGAUAAUAAUUCAGUUUCAUUCCAAUUUACUAUUGGUGUUAUAUUUUUAAUGAUUUACUAGAUCUUGACAUGCGCCUCCGCACGGGUGUUGGAUUUAACUUGCGUUCAAUGUAAAUUUAUAAACCAUUGAUUUUAUAAAAUGUACAUUUAUAUUUUUAUGUUUUGUAAAAUAUAUUUAGAGUAAAAUAUAUUAUAUUAUAAUAUAGAUGUUUGAUAAAAAAUUUUUAUCUGUACAUAAUAUUAUAUUUAUAAUUUUAUAACUUGAUGCAAUUUGAUGUAAUUGUAAUAUUCAUAUAUUAACCUAUUGAUUUUUUUGUUUAUUUAUUGAAAAUGAUUUAAUUUUUUAUAGUAGGUUUUUAUGAAUUAUUAUUAAUUUUAUGAUAUUUGGUUUUCUUGUAAAUUGUAUUGUAGCAAAUUAAUAUAUAUUAUAUAUUACAGUUUGUGUUUUUACUUUCAGUAAAAAGAAAUAACAAUUUAUCGUAAUUAAUUAAUUUAAAUUUUUGAUUUUAAGUGAAGUGGCAAAUUUGUAAAUAAAAAAGAAAUGCAAUGGCUAAAUGUGUAAAUAAAAAAAUAUUUAAUCUGCUAUCUUCAUUUCCAAACAAUUCACAUUUAAUCUACUAUCCAAGUUUUCAAACAACAAAAUCUGUAAAUGAAAAAGAAAUAUGGUGACUAAAUAUGUAAAGAAAAAAAAUAUUUAAUCUGUUAUCCUUGUUUCCAAGCAACUUUCAUUUAAUCUACUAUCUAAGUUUUCAAACAGUAUCAAAAGGUAUUUUAAUUUUAAUAAUAUAGAUUUGUAAACGGUAAACCGAUUAACGUUUAGGUUUAGAAUUUUCAUGUUUCGAACUAUGAUUUUGGAGUGUAUAUAUAUAUAUCUAAAUUUGAAAAGCUUGACAUUAAUUUGUUUCUGGGAAUAUGUAAUACGAAGUUUUUGUUUUGAUCAUUUCUAGUACUAUAAAAUAGUAUUCUGGAAAAAUAUACUAUUGUUUUUUCAAAAAAAAAAAUAUACUAUUGUUUAUCCCAAAAUUAACAGUGGAAAAAACAUAGAAAAUCGUGGAAUUUGCUCCACUAUUUGAAAAUUAAAGGUGUAGAAAAUUUGUAGAGGAAAUAGUAAUUUUGUUACUAUUUGACGAAUGAGAACAAAAUCAGCCUUCAAAUACUUACAAAUCCCAAUAAAAAACUUCAUCUCCAUGUGUACAUGAGAGUGUCAACGACAAGUCUACACCAAGGCUAAGAUGUCAACAAAGACCACACAACACAUCUUACUUUUAGUUUGUAAAGGCUGUUCGUUGGACAUUUCAUCCUCUCCAUCUCUCUCCUCUUUUUUCUCUAUAAACUCUCAUCUCUCACAUUUUUUUUGCAUUCUCCAACAAGACCUCAAAUUUCAUUUACCUUAUUCUGACUAGCUCAUGGAUAACACCAACCGUCGUCGCCGUCCUAAACAACACAAAGUCACUCUCGAAGACUCUGAAGAAGUGAGCAGUAUCGAAUGGAAGUUUAUCAAUAUGACAGAACAAGAAGAAGAUAUUAUCCUUCGAAUGUAUAGACUUGUCGGUGAUAGGUGGGAUUUAAUAGCAGGACGAGUGCCAGGAAGACAGCCAGAAGAGAUUGAAAGAUACUGGAUUAUGAGAAACAGUGAUAGCUUUGCUGAAAAACGACUCCAACUUCACCACUCUUCCUCUCAUAAAAAUAACAAACUUCAUCGUCCACGUCCCUCUAUUUACCCUUCUUAGUUUUUAGUGCCAUUUAUAUUUUCUGCCUCACAACAAAAAAUGGUGUAAUAGUUGCAGUUUUAUUUAGCAUAACGAAAAUUGUAUGUUUAUUUUGUCGUUUUUUAUUUUAAUGUUCUAAUUAGUAAUCAACUAUUAAUGAUCGGUGUGGUUAAUAAUAAUAUUAUAUAAACAAUUUUUUUGAACACUUAAUAUAAACAAAUUGCAAUCAGGUUAAAUAAUACUCCCUCCGGAUUUGAAUAUAUGAUGUUUAAAGUUGUGCACACAUAUUAAGAGAAAUUAAAUACUUACUUUUAUCAAAUAUUUUUUUGUUUUACUUUUAGUUAGUUUAAAGAUUUAUUUGAAUCCCAAUAAAAUUCAACCACUUAUAUUUUUUACAUUUUGAUUUAUAUUUUAUUUUAAAAACAAAUGCAUUAAUGAAAAAUAGAACAUCAUACAUUUGUAUACAAGGAAAAAAACUAAAACAUCAUAUAUUCAAAUCCGGAGGGAGUACAUAAACUAUAUGGGUUACUCAAUCUUAAAUUUGGAAUGAUUCAAGUUUGAUGACAUUUUAGAUGAACUGUGAUGAAUUUAAAGUUGUUAUGAAGAUAUAUAAAUAAAAUCAAAAAUAAAGUUUUCCAAAGAACACAGUAAAACCAAAUUUGAAAUAUUUUACAGAAAUCACCAUAAACUCUUGAAAUCAGACGAAAAAUCUCUUAUAAAGUUUACAAACAUUUAAGGUGUUUUUCAAAUCAUAGGUUGAAUAAUGGAAGAGUUUGAAAUUAAUAUGGAAGAAAACUUGUCCUAUACCAUGAAUUCAGAAACAUUGAAAAUUUCCAGAUCCAACAGAUAGAUUUUGAUUUAAAAAGCAUAUACAAGAAUAUAAGUCUUCCUAAAAAUUAGAAUCUAAUAAAACCCCCAAAAAGUUGACCACAAAGCAAAAGUAGACAACUAUCAAAAUUGGGAAAAUUGUUUUUUUUUUUGCCAAAAAAUGCAUAUUAGGUUAAUUUUUUUAUGUACCAUUUUUUCUUCUAAUACCCUUUAGUAUUUUCCAAAAUAAAUCAAAUAAAUAGUUUUACAAACAAACAAAAAAUUCAAAAAAUAGUAACUAUUGACAAAAUAACUAUAUCAACUUAUUGGUAUUUUUUCGGUUCUAAAAAUUUUUAAAUCAUAAUUCCAUAUUUUGUUCUAGAAAAAGUAGAAUUGACAUUCUACACAGUAGUAAAUGUAAUCCACUUUUUCCAUUGAAUCUAAUAUGUUUAGAAAACGCAAUUUACGCAAAUAAUAGUAGUAUAAAAAAUAUUUGGAAAACACUUUAUGCUCUUAACAUAUCGUUCUAAAAUCUGUAGAAUCCGGAAUCUACACAUUACUAUAAAUCUAAAACCUGUAGAAAUUGGAAUUUCACACAUUACUAUAAAUCUAAAACUAGUAGAAAUCAAUUUCAAACAUGUUUACUGUGUUCUAUAUAUAGUAGAAUACAAAUUCUACAUAUAAGGAUAAUCAAUUCCAAAAAUAUGGGAAGAGAAUAUUUGGAAAUAUUCAAUUUUCUUGUAUUUAUUAAAUAGAUUUUUUUAAAAAAAAAUCGUGAAUUAGAAAAUCAGUUUUUAAAUUAAAAAAAAAAUCAAAACAUUGAUUUGGAAACUUUUUCUCACACCAUAUUUUUUUCCCUUUGUUCUUCAAGGAGAAGAGAAAAAUGGAUUUGAUUGAUUAGAAAUCGAGUUUUAAGAGUUCAGCUCGUGUUUGUUCGGUUCAAAUCAAGUGGGAAUCAAACAAGAUUUAACCGACGAAAACCAAGAAAUCGAUUUGGAAGACUUACAUGGGCACGGGAUCGAUCGAUUCCGAAGACGCGACCGAUAGAUCAAAGUAGGAUCGAGCUUAUGCAAUCGACUGACCUGGCCUAGGUCGAUCAGUAUAUACUCUGCAUAUUUUCGUUGUUCUGGAUAUAUUUAUCAGGAUCAGACAGUUCUAAUCAAACGGUUGCUUACGGGAUCGAUCGAUCCCUUUGAGUAAAAAAAACUUUGAACUUUAGUUUUUUUUGGGGAUUUUUAAUAUUUUUUAACCCAUGUUUUAUUAAUUGUAAUUUCGAAUUUUUAAUUGAAAUUAAAGGUAGUGUUGCCAUUUUGAAAAUAUUUAGACUAAUAGAACAUAAAGUAUAUGAGAUUAGCCUAAUAGGACAUAGUUAUCAUUUUUGUGGCCUAAAAAAACAAUUUUCUCAUUAAAAUUUUAGUUACAGUUGAGUAAUAUAACAUAUGCUGAACAGACUUAAAGAGUAUUUUAAAAAUUCUUGACAAGUAUAACAGGAAAACUAAUGAAAAGUAUAUAUAUACACUUUGAUAACUUAAGAAAACACAUUCUGACAUUCGUUAUCAGCAAUUAGGGAUUCUAAAUUUUAAAUUUAUUUUUUUUAUCAAUGAUAUGCGUCAGGUAUAAUACUUCAUAUGUUUGAAUAUAUAAGCAGUAUUGAAUAUUUCUUACAAUAUAAGUAGUUUUCGAAGCUUAAUGCAAAAGGUAAAGGGAUAAAAAAAUAUUUAAACAAAAUUUUAAAAUCAAAUAUGGAAACGUUAUUUAUCAUGGGUCCCUUUUCUCUUCAAUUAAAUGCUAACCAUAACUGACAAAAAAAAAUGCUAACCAUAAAAAAAAUAUUCCAUCGGUUCUGAAAUGUAAAAUGUUUAGAAUAACUUUUAUGUUUCAAUAUAUAAGAUGUUCUCAUCUUUCUAGAUAACUUUAAGUUUAUCAAAAAUUGUAUAAUCAAUCAAAUUUAAUAGUUUAUUUUGUAAUUGGUUGAGUAGUUUUUAGUUUAUAAUUUUAAUGAUACUUUUUAGGUAAAAAGUAAUUUUUUAAUAAGUGUGCACUAUCCAAAACAUCUUACAUUUCAGAACAGAGAGAGUAUUUUUCUUAAUUUUAACUUAAAUUAAUUAUAAUGUUAAACAGAGAGUAUUAUAAAUUAACUAAAAUUUAUACUUUGUUUAGCUACUAACUACUUUAAAUGGAUUGAAUCUCCUCAUCAUAGUCGUGGCGUGUUCCUAAUUACGAAGAGUUAUCGAGGAGACUAAGAUGAUUUUUAUGUUCCAUUUAUUACUUUUCUUGAACGUGAGAGCAUUUAUUAAUUAAAAGAUACCCUUCCGUUUCAUUUUAAGAGUCGUUUCAGAUUUGUGCACACAAGUUAAGAAAACAAUUAAUUUUAUAUAUUUUCUAUAUAAAAACAUCAUUACUUUUACACCUAAACAUAUUUCAACUAAUAAAAAUAAAUUAAUAAUUUUGCAUUAAAAAUCAAAAACGAUAUUUAUUUUAUAACGAAAAAAUUAUCUACAACAUACUUAUUAUAAAACAUAGGGAGUACUUGAUACUCCCUCUGUUGCUAAAUUAUAUUCUCUUUGGUCUCUUUUAAAUGACUCUUUAGAAUAUUUCACACAAAUUUAGGCUAUUUACACAAUACCUAUUUUAACUUUUUAUAUAUACUUGAUUUUCUCCGGCCAUUAUUACGACAAAUAGGGUUAAAAUAAGUCAACUUUGGUCCUUUUUUGCCUAGAAUUUUGGAAACGUCAACUAUAGUGGAAUAAAAUAAAAAUACUAAAAUGUCAUUUAAAAAAUUCGGAGGGUGUAUAAGUUUAUAUAUUUUUACACAUAUUAAAAAGAUAUAUUAAUUUUUGAUUAUAAAUUUAUUAUCUUUUGUGUUUAACAAUUUUUAUUUAUUUUAAACCAAUAAGAAUUUAAGAAGUACAAUUAUUUUUCGAAGUAUAAUUUAUCAUUAUUAGCUAAUAAAACAUACCUAAAACAUAAAACUUAUAUUUUUGAUUUUUUAAAAAAGAAUAUUUACCUUUCAGGAACAAAGGGAGUAUUACACAAGUUCAUAACACAACAAUAUGAAACAAAAUGUUUUAAAAGAAUAACAAUAUGAAACAAUACAGUCUCAUAGUGUGUGUGUGUGUGUGUUGCUCGUUGAUAAAAAAAUAAUAGUUGACAUGCUGAUGAAUUGACCUUCGCUAAAAAGAACACUCCAUCAACUACUACUAACUUUUUCCUUGGCUUUCGUUGUUUAAUAGUUGGCAUGCUGAUUUGAAAAUCGCUAAAUUUUGUUAUAUACAGGCGUGUUGUGGUCUUUCGAAAGAUGUGCUUUCGCAAGCUGUGUAUUCAUAUGUUGUAUUUUUGAAUAUGAAUGAUGUUUCAUAAUUUAAAAAGGACACCCAAGGGCACAUGAUGUCGUUUCACAUAUACUAGUCUUAAUCCCAGUUAAAAUAUGCUUCAUAAGUAGUAGAACCCAUUUCGGAUAAUAAAGGUACGGGGAAUAUAAAUAAAUAGUAAAGGAAAAUUGCAUUUUGAACCACGAAGGUAUAAGAAGGUGGCACUUUAAAUUUCGGUGUUAAAAAACUCAUACUUCAAACAAUCAAACCAUUUAUAUUAACACACAAAAUCUUGAAAUUAAUUUACUUCUUUAGCAUGUAAAAAUGUGCAUGUUACUGUUUAUCCAUGUGUAAAAAGAUAUGAUUUGUCUAUUACUUUUUAUAUUUUUGAAUAGUAAUUAAUAAAUAAGAAAUACAGUUAAGAUAAUAAAAAUUUCAAAAUUUAAUUCAAAAAUAAGAAAUAAAUGCAAAAAUAAAUAAAAACUCAUAAUAAUAAUAAUAAUAAUAAUAAUAAUAAUAAUAAUAAUAAUAAUAAUAAUAAUAAUAAUUGAGUAAAAUUUUAAAUCAUCCCUUAUAUACUAAAGCGCAAGUCGCACGAUGAAUCAGAAAUUGCCAUGUGUAAUAACUUUAAAAGAACAAAAAAAAUAAUUGCCACAUGGAAAAUUUUCUAAAAGCAAUAAAAAACAAUUCCGUUUAAAGAAAAUAUUAAAUGCAAAAAAAUAAAAAAAUAAAGCUGUUUUGUUUCUUAAACUGUUUCUAUUUGUUUUUAAUAUAGAAUAAAAAUCUACAUCAAAUAAAAUCCCUUUUAUUUCUCACAUUACACCAUCACGAUCUUUGGAACUGUUAAUCUUUCUGAGAUUUUACUCACUAUGGUAUAAAUUCAAAUUUAUCUUUACGUACAUUCAUUGCAGUUUCCUAAAUUCUCAUGAUUCCACUUACUCUCUCUCUAAGUCUGAAGAAAUUGCAAUUUUAACUAGAUAGAUGGAUUGGUUUCCGACGAGAGUACAAUUCUGAAUGGAUAUAAUCUCUGGCUAAGCUAAGCAGUUGAACAGCAAUAGUUUUCGAGAUAAGUUCUUUUCAAAGAAUACAAAAAACCCAGAAUUUCUUUGGCGAAGGUUGCAGAAAAGUUGACGAUGAAAGUUGAAACCCAGGUUAGUAAGACUUCGUCACUCAUAUCAUAAUUUGUGUAAUGUUUUUUUUUUGCUAAACUGGUAAUUUGUGUAAUGUUAAUUUGUUCAUGAACCUUUUUUCUUCUAUGCUCUCACCUACUUAUAGUUUUAUUUUUUUUUUAUCAAACACCUACUUAUAGUUUCUAUUUCAUUUCUUUUGUUGUUCUAGAUAUUGGGAAAUCUACGUAUUUUGAUGCAGUAUCGUGAUACAAAAGGUAAACCUAACCAAUCAGGUUAAUAACAUUUGAAAAGUGGAAUAAAUUAAUUCACAAUUUACUGAAAUAUGUUUUUUUUUUGGUGGUGACAAUUCAAAUAAUGAAAGUACAAAGCUCAUCUUAAUGCACACUUAGUUAGGAGUAACAAGACCCCUGAUAAAUUUGAGAAGCACCAGAAGAAAAAUUUAAUGUGGUUCUUAUUAAAAAAAAAAAGUAAUCUGGUGUAAAAUAUGUGACUUAAAAACUUAGGUGGAGAAGAAACAAAAGAAGGGCCUAUAUCUGCUAUUCAGAUCAAGACCUUAGCCUCAAGUUCGUCUUCCAUAUUCAUAAUCUUAUAAAACGUGGCUCCAUUAGUUUGGUAUACUUUUGAAUCAAUAUACCCGUUUGCGUUUUUAUCUCAUUAUGUAAUGUUAGCAAUUUUUUAUAGCAAAAAUAAAAACUUCUUAGUAAAUAUAUCACUGAAAAUGAAGAAAGACAAAAAAACAUAAGAGAUGAACAGAAAGACUACAAGAAGUAAUGACAUCAAUAGUCUGAACAAAUUAUUAACUUUCAAAAUAACAUUUUUUACAUCAAUAACAUAUUUAUUGUAAAUUAUAUAUAUUAUAUAAUUUUAAAAUUAGUAAAUAAUAAUGCCCGGUGCGUAGCACGGGAGACAUACUAGUUUAUAUACUAAAUCACAAUCCCUUAUAUACUAAAGCGCAAGUCGCACGAUGAAUCAGAAAUUGCCAUGUGUAAUAACUUUAAAAGAACAAAAAAAAUAAUUGCCACAUGGAAAAUUUUCUAAAAGCAAUAAAAAACAAUUCCGUUUAAAGAAAAUAUUAAAUGCAAAAAAAUAAAAAAAUAAAGCUGUUUUGUUUCUUAAACUGUUUCUAUUUGUUUUUAAUAUAGAAUAAAAAUCUACAUCAAAUAAAAUCCCUUUUAUUUCUCACAUUACACCAUCACGAUCUUUGGAACUGUUAAUCUUUCUGAGAUUUUACUCACUAUGGUAUAAAUUCAAAUUUAUCUUUACGUACAUUCAUUGCAGUUUCCUAAAUUCUCAUGAUUCCACUUACUCUCUCUCUAAGUCUGAAGAAAUUGCAAUUUUAACUAGAUAGAUGGAUUGGUUUCCGACGAGAGUACAAUUCUGAAUGGAUAUAAUCUCUGGCUAAGCUAAGCAGUUGAACAGCAAUAGUUUUCGAGAUAAGUUCUUUUCAAAGAAUACAAAAAACCCAGAAUUUCUUUGGCGAAGGUUGCAGAAAAGUUGACGAUGAAAGUUGAAACCCAGGUUAGUAAGACUUCGUCACUCAUAUCAUAAUUUGUGUAAUGUUUUUUUUUUUGCUAAACUGGUAAUUUGUGUAAUGUUAAUUUGUUCAUGAACCUUUUUUCUUCUAUGCUCUCACCUACUUAUAGUUUUAUUUUUUUUAUCAAACACCUACUUAUAGUUUCUAUUUCAUUUCUUUUGUUGUUCUAGAUAUUGGCAAAUCUACGUAUUUUGAUGCAGUAUCGUGAUACAAAAGGUAAACCUAACCAAUCAGGUUAAUAACAUUUGAAAAGUGGAAUAAAUUAAUUCACAAUUUACUGAAAUAUGUUUUUUUUUUGGUGGUGACAAUUCAAAUAAUGAAAGUACAAAGCUCAUCUUAAUGCACACUUAGUUAGGAGUAACAAGGCCCCUGAUAAAUUUGAGAAGCACCAGAAGAAAAAUUUAAUGUGGUUCUUAUUAAAAAAAAAAGUAAUCUGGUGUAAAAUAUGUGACUUAAAAACUUAGGUGGAGAAGAAACAAAAGAAGGGCCUAUAUCUGCUAUUCAGAUCAAGACCUUAGCCUCAAGUUCGUCUUCCAUAUUCAUAAUCUUAUAAAACGUGGCUACAUUAGUUUGGUAUACUUUUGAAUCAAUAUACCCGUUUGCGUUUUUAUCUCAUUAUGUAAUGUUAGCAAUUUUUUAUAGCAAAAAUAAAAACUUCUUAGUAAAUAUAUCACUGAAAAUGAAGAAAGACAAAAAAACAUAAGAGAUGAACAGAAAAACUACAAGAAGUAAUGACAUCAAUAGUCUGAACAAAUUAUUAACUUUCAAAAUAACAUUUUUUACAUCAAUAACAUAUUUAUUGUAAAUUCUAUAUAUUAUAUAAUUUUAAAAUUAGUAAAUAAUAAUGCCCGGUGCGUAGCACGGGAGACAUACUAGUUUAUAUACUAAAUCACAAGUCACCUAUCAAAUAAAAUUCUGACACAUGGAAUUUGGUUUACAAAUUUAAGAAAAAAAACAAAAACAAAAGAAUUUAAAUGGCAACAAUCAGUUUCGUGAGUUUUGCUUAUUUAUCUUUUAACUGCUUUUAUUUUUUUUAUAAAUUAAAAAUCCCUAAUAUUUCUCAUACCUACACCCAUGAUCUCAUUCUCACGAUUUUGGAACGGUUAAUAUUUCUUUUUAGUUAAGAUUUAACUCACAAUACCAGUAACUUAAUUCAACUCUACUCGCUUUCAGAAACUUUGAUUCCUAAAUUCUUUGUAACAGCCCCUAAUUCUAUCUAAAGAGCGUAUUCACACUAUUGACUCUACAAUACUUGAUCCAUAUUGACAUGGAGAAACGGUGGCAACAAUAGUUUUACAAGAAAACAUAAAUCUGUAGUGGACAGGUGGUUGUGCGUACUCCAAAGUUUGUUGAUGAAUGUCAGGUUGGUAACUUUAAAAAUGCCGAAACUCUUUAUGUUCAAUCAUAAAUUUCUCUUUUUCUAAACUUCAAUCAUAAAUUUCUUUUUUCGUUUUUACAGAAAUAGGCAAAAGCUACAUCUGGCAUGGUGAAAUAAAUAAACGUUAACAAAACAAGUCCAUCAACUUUUCAAAAUUGAUUAAAAAGUUCUCAAUUUGCUUGAAUAUGCUUAUUUUGAAUGGUGAUGAUAAAAAGUUCUGGCUUUUUAGUUUAUAUGGCUUACACAAUCGCAAUAACUCAGUAUGUUUGUGGUUAAUCAAAUAAUAGAUGUGUGUUAAUGGUUUGUUUAUGUAUAUUCAUCUCCUUCAGAUAAAUCAAGUUAUAUUAUACAAUUUAUAUAAAACUGAAAUUUGGUAUUUCUGUAACAAAACAAUAUUCCCAUGCGUAGCAUGGGGCCAAAACUAGUUUAUUAAUAAAUUAAAAUCAUUCAAAAAUAAAAUAAAUCUAAAAAGAAAAGUUCAUAAUUUUCUAAAUAAGUAAAUAAGUUCAACAUAUGCGAGUGAAAGUUUCUGACAUAUUUGCUGUAUAUAUUGUUUUUAAAUUACUCGGAUACAAGAGAUGCGGAUAUGCACAGACCAAAAGAUUACACUACCAAUAUUUCCUUAUCUCAAAUGGAUUUAUAAUCUGCCAUUACUUCUGCUCCAGAUUUAACUUUUUAUAAUUAUAUAUAUUGAUAUUGGUUCGGUCACAGCAAAACAGAUUUGCUGGUUUCGUUGCUUGUCCAGCUGAGAAACCUUUUGUAGGUCAGUUUAUAGACAUGAAGAUCGCUGGAAAUAUUAGUGCAAACCUCGAAGCUUGCAAAGGAGAUAUGUCAAAUAGAGGAGCUCUCCCAGACAAUGUGCAGAAUGAUAACUGAGUAAACAGAGAUUGACUCUGAAGAAGAAUGGAGGAUAAAGCUAACUAAUAAUUUAUUGAUUUUCUAUGCAGCAUUGAAGACUGUACUCUAACCUUCAUCUCCUGUAAUAAACAUUCUACAGUCAACUGAUAAUUCCACUCAAUGGUUGCUUAAUAUCUAAACUCAUUUUCAUCAUCAAAUAUUUGAUUUUUCUUUGACAGCUAUGCAUAUACUCUGUGAGGAUAUAGAUCAGGUAGACCGCAAGGUCUCAAAGAUAUACUCUAGCUUCUGUGAGUAUUGCGUAUUGAAGGCAACGUUUUUCUCAUAUAAAGAAAGCUGAUUCUCGGGUACUUUAUUUGUGUUUUGUUUCAUUCGGUUUUAGCUACAAGCUGUGAUGGCGCAAUAGUAAGCAUAAACAUUGAACUCUGUUUGCAUGCUCAGUCAUCAAGUUUUUUGCUCCAGUUUUGUAGAGACAGAUGGUGAAUGCUAUGGUCGGGUCAGGUGGAUAGAGAUUGGUAAGAUAACAUGCAUUUUUAAGCUCACACAUUUCAAACAUGUAAGAUUUACUUCCCUUCCACAACUCGGUGGUGCACAUCUCUAACAUGUAAGCGACGGAGAGAGCGAGAUGGAGCACGCGACGGAGAGUGUGAUGAGAGAUGGCAAAGGAUAUUGCUGCAGUGAAAACUGUCACGAGAGAGGUUGAUAGUCUCUCGGACAUACUGAGUUUAUAAGAGUUGUAAUUUUUUUGGUUUGUUUUUAUAGAAACAGAGGAAUGAAAGAUUGUGUUCAAGUUGAUUAGUUUCAAAAAUAAGUUGUGUUUAAGAGCUGCAAUCUUUCGAAGUUUCUAAAAACUGAGGAAUGAAAGUUACGGUGGAUGAGUCUGACAUGACUGCAAAGCUUCUCACGAGUCAGUUGCUCAAAUUUGAUGGCAUCGAGUACAAAAAGUUUCAAACUUGUUUGCAACAAGAACAGAGUUAUUGCUUACAUACAAGAACAAUAUUGACCAAAGUGUAAUCUAAAGAAGAUAGUAAACUUUGAGCAUUCUGAUUCAAAAAAAUGUCUGAUUUAUUUUAGAUAUACAUUGCAUAUCAUGAAUACAAAGAAUCAGAAAAGUUUAGAGAAAGACUCAUAACUGGUAGUGGACACAUCAUACCAACAAAUAUGAUGACCAAACAACAUAUAUAUAACUCAAGUUUAAUUUAUACAAUAUAGAAAAUUACAAUCAAAAGACUAUGAAAUAUAUUAAAUUUGUUGACUAAAAACCUUAAGUUAUGUCGGGAUAUAUAUAUAUAUAUAUAUAUAUUGUAUAUUUGUGAUAAAAUUUCCAAUCACAUAAAUGGUUAUAAAUUUAACUAAAUUACGAUAUAUAACGUGAUAUAUAUCUUCAAACAGUUAUAUAAUUUUAUAUAACAUUUAAUGUUGAGAAUUAAGCUACAAACGUUUUAGUUAAUUUUUUUCUCUUCAUAUAAAUAUAGUAAAAUUAAUAGUUCAAGCUAUACUAAUACAAAAAUCUAUUCCAAACCACAACAUUUUAGUUUACCAUGAAAAAAGAUUAUUUCAAACAAUAAAACAAUAAUAGAGUAGAAAAAACAAUUAGAUUAUUUCAAACAAUAAAACAAUAAUAGAGUAGAAAAAACAAUCUUAAUCAAAUAAAUACACAUCAAAAAUAAAACUAAAUAAAAUAUAGAAGAACAGUAUCACAUCAUGUAGUUACUCUGAAAACUUUAAAUCAACAACAUAAAAAUAUUUAAUAACAGCCGUGAAAAACAAAAUUGGUAGGGAACCAAGAUAUAAAUAAUACCAUAGUAAAUAUGAUACAUAUAAUGUAAUAGUGAACUUACCACU
This is a messenger RNA of Brassica rapa (field mustard), 14402 nucleotides long. Its product is annotated as transcription factor TRY. NCBI's taxonomy places the organism in Eukaryota, Viridiplantae, Streptophyta, Magnoliopsida, Brassicales, Brassicaceae. Gene Ontology annotation, biological process: regulation of DNA-templated transcription; cell differentiation. Gene Ontology annotation, cellular component: nucleus. The record is from RefSeq and is a predicted model, not a curated record. Gene Ontology annotation, molecular function: transcription cis-regulatory region binding.